Leucoraja erinaceus (little skate) is the source of this 5545-nucleotide messenger RNA. Its product is annotated as prostaglandin D2 receptor-like. Gene Ontology annotation, molecular function: prostaglandin D receptor activity. The transcript has 2 exons. The record is from RefSeq and is a predicted model, not a curated record. Bases 101 to 1054 code for a protein of 317 amino acids. Gene Ontology annotation, cellular component: plasma membrane. Gene Ontology annotation, biological process: inflammatory response; positive regulation of cytosolic calcium ion concentration; G protein-coupled receptor signaling pathway. Lineage: Eukaryota; Metazoa; Chordata; Chondrichthyes; Rajiformes; Rajidae.
UGGAGAUUGGAGGUGGCUAGAGUCACGCUUCUUGCCACGUUGCCCCAGGGCGGACAGAGACGAGGAGGGUCAGAGAGAGAGAGUUGCGGGACUGCCAGGGAUGGCAUCUUGCGAGGACACCACCACCGUGCACCCGGGCGGCAACGUGGUGAGCAGCAUUGUACUCUUCACCGCUGGGUUGAUCGGUAACAUUAUCGCGCUGGCCAUCCUGUACAAACACAAGAAGGAAACGCGCCAUGUGAGCGUCUUCUACAUUCUGGUCACCGGGCUAGUGGUGACCGACCUCCUGGGCAAGUGUCUGAUCAGCCCGGUGGUCUUCGUGUCGUACGCCACCAACAUCACCUUGAUAGCCCUUCCCCAGCACAACGGGCUCUGCGACUACUUCUCCUUCAGCAUGUCCUUCUUCGGCCUGGCCUCGAUGUUCUUCUUGUUUACCAUGGCCCUGGAGUGCUGGCUGUCCAUCAGCCACCCUUUCUUUUACGAGGAGCACUUCACCAGGCGCCGGGUGGUCAUCGUCUUCCCCGCCGUGUACCUGUGUAGCCUGGUGAUCUGCUCCCUGCCCUUCAUGGGUCUGGGCACCACCAAGCAAUACUGCCCAGGCACUUGGUGCUUUUUCAACAUGACCAGGGGCGAGACGAACUCGGUGUCCUUCUCGGUGCUGUAUGCCACGCUGAUGGCUAUCCUCGUCGGCGCAGUGCUGGUGUGCAACACCUCGGCGGCGGUCAACUUGACCAAGAUGUUCAAGCACCAGAGGCAACGGAGCAACUCCAGCCUGAGCGGCAGCCGCGUCAGGCACUUCGCACACUACCAGGAGCUCGACAACCUCAUCCUUCUAGUCCUCAUGAACGUCAUCUUCCUCAUCUGCUCCCUGCCUCUCACGAUUCGCGCAUAUAUUGGUGCAUUUGCUCCUGACAACAGUGAUGAAGACGACUUGACUGCCCUAAAGUUGGCUUCGGUGAAUUCAAUCGUUGAUCCAUGGGUUUUCAUCAUUUUCAGGACAUCCUUUUUCCGGAAACUUGUUUUUGCAUGUUGCAAAGAUUCUGCCCAAUCAUGAACUUAGGGUCAGUGAUUGUUAUUGAAAAUGAAUACUUAACAAAUGAAAUAUUUAACUGCCUUGCUAUUUGAUUUCAUAAAUUAGAAAAAAAUGGAAUGCUUCAUUUGCAACAAGGAAGAGUCAACAAAAUUCAAUAAUAAUGGCAUUGCAUUUAGCAUGGUGAAGAAAUGCACAAUAAUUUGAAAAGCUUUUAAAGUUCUAUUCUUUCUCAAAAUGGAGCAAAGGAAGCCAAGAUUAAGAUUCAUACAGUUUAUAUUUGCUUGUAACAUUCUAUUCAGAGGUUUCAAACUAUGAUCCCAUGUUUGGAUAAGUGCCUGUGGUUUGUAUGCUUGCUACUGAUUUCCGAUGCCUCCAGCAUGCAGCUGUACAACGUCAAGAAUAAUACAUUCAAUGGACAACGUUCAUCUAUGUUCUUAAUUGGAUGGAUGGCAUUGAUUUAGAUCUGCAUGAAUCGCGACGUCAACUUAUUUACUCCAGCCAUGGAUUUAAUUAUCCGCAUGAGAAAGAUAAUUGAAGCUUUACUGGUUCGAAUUGGAGAUUUGUGUGGAAUUGUGCAGAGAUUUAGUGGGGCGCUAAAGGCGGUGGAAAUCCAGCAAAGCAUGUUCUGCAGGAUUUUCCCGAUAAUGUGGUCAAAACUGGACAUCAAUGCGGCGCGGUGGAACUUUAACAUCGCCGUUAUCUUUCACUUUGUGGACUGGAAUAUCCCUCACCAUACCAUUGCUAACAAGGCGGGGAAAUCAAUGAAUGCACAAGGCAUGCCGCGAACGGUAUCGGGCAUACCUGACCCCAUUGAGGCAUUUCAUUGAGACCGCUUGCCUCCAACCUCUGUUCAAAUAUAGAUCACCACAUUUAAUUCCAGAGAUGAGAUGAGUGAAUGUCCUUGAACAACAAGACAGCAUUUGACCAAGUGUAGCUUUACAAAGCCCAGAUCAAACUGAAACCCAAGAGUAUCAAGGGCACGACUGAAGUCAAUGAGUGUCGAGGGAAAAACAGUCGAACUGUUACAGUUAUACUUCUCUAAGAAUAUGGUUGUGGAGUUUGAAGGUCUAUCAUGCUGGCCCCAAAAUAUCAAUGCAGGAGGAAUUCUGGGCAAUGUCCAAGGCCCAACAAUUUUCAGCUUUUUCAUCAAUUGCUUUCUUUUCCAUUAGUCAGAAGUGGGGAUAUCCAUUGUCGAUGGCACAGACCUCAAUUACAUCCUCAACUCUUCAGAAAAUCUACACAAGAUAGAAAAACAUAGACCAAUGUGUGACAAGUAAUAUUCCUGCCACAAACAUGCAGGCAAUGACUACCUCCAACAAAAGAGGGUUCUAUCAUCAAUCCUUGACAUUCAAUUGAAUUAUCAUUGCAGGUUCACUCAGGAGCAAUAUCUUGGAGGUCAUCACUGAUCACAAACUUGACUGGACCAGUCACACAAAUACAGUAUUAUAUCUACAAAAGUAGGCCAGGCAUUGGGUAUUAGUAAAGUGACUCUUCAUCUGACACUUUUCAAGCAUCUAUAAGAUACAAGUCAGGAUCACAGUGGAGUACUCUCUUGAACCCAAGAAUCUCAACACUAGUUGCUGAUCUGUGCCUCAUCAACAGCCUUAAACAUCUCUCCACUGCCAGGGCACUGUUACAGCUGUGUGCACAAAUAGCGCAACAGUUUCUUGCCUAAAUUAUACUGACGGCAUCUUCCUAAUAUUCACGCCAUGCCUUCAAGAAGGACAAGGGCAGGAGCCGGAUUGUAAAGCCACCAGUGGAUCCCUCUCCAAGUUUCACAGCACCCUGACUUGGAAAGAUAUCACCGUUUUCCCUUUGUGGCAGUGUUUAAUUCCUGGAACUCACUACUCAACAGUAUUGUAGAGGUACCUUCACCUGAAGGGACUGUAACGGUUCAAGAAGAAUACACCUCCCAAUCCUCCCCACCCCCAUUUUGUCGAGGAUAAUUCAGGAAGGCCCAUACAUUAUGGCCAUGCUGACCAUCCUAAUAAAUGAUUUGUUUUUUAUUAUGCCCUAUAUCAGGGAGUAGAGGCAUUGAGUACUGUCACCAUUCGUUUGGUUGGACUCCAGAACUCCAACUUUUCAUGGGGAAAGUUGGACACUAGCUGUUUCAAAACUUUGUAAUGUUCAAAAUGUUUACAUCUGUGGACAUAUUAAUGAAAGAACCGACUGUGGAAUUAUGUUCAAUUUUGUUACGAUAUUCUGUGAGUUGAUGACAAUGAAUUCCUUUGCAUGUGGUUUUAAAAAAUCUGAAUAUUUCACAAAAUAUGUUAUAUUAUGCAUGUACUUACUGUGAUUAUGUGUUCUGCCUCAAAAUUCCCCAUCCUUCUGAAAUGUUACGUUGUGCUGUGCAAACUCUUACACUAGCUCGCUAGCAAGGCCAUUCUUUAUGUGAUAGCUCAAAUGCUUGAGCAUUUAUGGUAAGGGGACCAGAGCACAAACAAAACCUGUCAUUAACCAACUGACAUUACUCAGGUGGGUACUGUGAAGUGGUUACAAAACCUAAUUUUCUCAUCUGAGCCUAUGUGUUGGGAGAUUUACUGUAACAUCUCCACUCUUACUCUCACUGAAGUAGCCUAAGAAGUCAUGAAGACCAGCUACUGAGUCUCAAUGAAUUAGAAAGCAGUGAAGGUAAAACACUGAGUCAUUUGACAGCUUGCAAAGCGGACAGUUCUAAACUGAAGGCACAUGAGACUGAAGAUACUGGAAUCUGAAGUUUAAAAAAAAAAAGAACAGUGCCACUGAAAGAGCUCUGUGGGUCAGGCAGCAUCUGUGGAAGGACAUAGAAUAAAAUAAUGUACCUUUAGAAAGGAGAUGAGGAAGAAUUUAUUUAGUCAGAGGGUGGUGAAUCUGUGGAAUUCAUUGCCACAGACAGCUGUGGAGGCCUAGUCAUUGGGUAUUUUUAAAGUGGAGAUUGACAGAUUUGUGAUUAGUACGGAUGUCAGGGGUUCUGGGGAGAAGGCAGGAGAAUGGGGUUGAGAGGGAAAGAUAGAUUAGCUAUGAAUGAAUGGCGGAGUAGACUUGAUGGGCCGAAUGGCCUAAUUCUGCUCCUAACACUUGAACACCUUAUGAAUGUCAAUGUUUUGGAACGCAAUCCAUUUCCUUCCACAGAUGCUGCCUGACCUGCAGAUCUCUUCCAGCUGCUCUUCUUUUUUAACCAGUUCUAAACCAAAACCUGCGCAGCAUGUUGCGAAGGGCAUAACUGAGUUUAUAAUGCAUGAAUUGCUAUGUAAUGUGCACAAUGCGAAACUUGGUCUCACUUCAAAAUGCGCUUAGUUCAUAUCAUGCUUCAAUGCUAAAGUGAUGGCAACUGUAAAUGUACAAGAUGUCAAUGUUGUGAGUCUUUGUCAGAGAUAUGUAUGAUUUAUGUGAUAAAAGUGAAUUAUGAACUCAUCUGCAGCGUGACUAUUGACUGUAAAUAUAAUAUAUAUUGCACAUAUAAAUCAUCAUGUGAUUGGUGUAAUAAAAUAAUUAUCAUUUAGAAUUUAAUUUCAUGCUAAAUUUAGCAAACCUGGAUUGACGAGCAAACAAAGGUACACUCAAAAACAUGAAUAGACUUACAGGUGUGUGAAGAUGACCUUAAGUAACACUGAAGUACAACACAAUGUUCCUGGUGGGAGCAGGGGGCAUGGUAAUGAAGAGGGUGUUCAGUUUGAGUUGCUUGUUGAUACUGCAGAGCACCCAGUUGUUUCUCACUUCAAAGCUUUCAGUGCAGUGCUCAAACAUCAGAUAACUUCUGCAUAUGCAACAGAAAGAGGACCAUUGGCCACCAUACAUGACCUGGUGGUUGGAUCUAACCAACACUAUUAUGAGGAUGGUUGAGAGGUGUUGACCAAAGUCAGAGACAAUGAGGAUGCUAGGUUAUGUUCCUUGAAACUUCAUACGGACUUUCAGGCAAGCAUGGAUACGGCCCAAGCAUAUUAUUGUAUGUGACCAUCGAUCCUCUGCUUCAAAUUGCCCCAUUGUGGGCUGCACCUGAAUCCUCUGGAGAGUAACUCAUGUAAGACCAUGGUGAAGCCUGUCCACCUUUAUCCUGUCCCAGUUAUGAAAAGCGACAUGUCCAGUGAAGCUGCGGUUCAGCAUCUUGAGGAACCCCAAAUUAAUCUUCUGCACUUGCCUCAAACCCAUCAUCUAUUGUGUGGCUUCACCACCUUUCAACGAAACUGUUUUCAAUGCUCUCUCUCAAGGCUCCAUGGACUUCAGUUUAUCCAUAAUGGGCAGCACAGCAGCUCAACCUGUAGAGCCACUGUCUCACAGAGCCAGACCCAGGUUCAAUACUGACCUCGGGUGCUAUCUCUGUGAAGUUUGUACAUUCUCCCUGUGACCGCAUGGGUUUCCUCUGGGUACUCCAGUUCUCUCCAAUGUUCCAAUGACAUGUGAGUUUGUAGAUUAAUUGGCCUCUGUGAAUUGCCCCUAGCGUGUAGCGAAUGGGUGAAAAGGUGGGAGAACAUAGAACUAGUGCGAACAGGUGAUCGAUGGUCAGUGUGGACUUUGUAGACUGAAGGACCUGUU